Phyllotreta striolata is the source of this 2199-nucleotide messenger RNA. The record is from the annotation of a GenBank genome assembly. NCBI's taxonomy places the organism in Eukaryota, Metazoa, Arthropoda, Insecta, Coleoptera, Chrysomelidae.
GCGACGCCGGCCGUAUCGCUGUGGAAUGACGCCGGAGCCGGUUCUGCGACGAUAACUUCGCGGGAAGUUCGGCGAGUUUUUCCGGUGGUUUUGCUGGUGGAGAUGUGAGACUAAUUUGUUGUUGAUUCUCCGUAAGAAAAUAAUCGGUGCUGAUGCGGGGUGUUUUCGAUAUGAUCCUGCUACUUGUCUACGCUGUUUUACUGAUAGUUAAUUACUCAGGCGCCCAGGAAAGCGUCGGUUCGAAGAAAUUCCGGGAGUUUUUGCAGGAGUGGCCGACGCCCGGCACUGGUCCCUACUUCGACACCUCUAUAAAUUCGAAUGUCACCGGUCUGGUGGGCAAGACCGUCAUGCUCCACUGUCGAGUGAAAAACUUGGGCAACCGGACGGUGUCGUGGGUUAGACACAGAGAUAUCCACUUGUUAACAGUGGGUCGAUACACUUACACAUCAGAUCAAAGAUUCGAGGCAGUUCACACUCCUCACACCGAAGAAUGGACAUUGAAGAUCAAGUAUCCACAGAAGAAGGACACUGGUAUUUACGAAUGUCAAAUAAGCACCACUCCUCCCAUCGGGCAAUUCGUUUACCUUACCAUCGUUGAACCCAUCACGAAGAUCCUCGGCGGCUCGGAGCUGUUCAUCAACAUGGGCUCCACCAUCAACCUGACCUGCAUCAUGCAAUUCGCGCCGGAGCCGCCGCCCAACAUCGUCUGGUCGCAGAACGCCAAGGUGAUCAACUUCGAUUCGCCGCGCGGCGGGAUCAGCCUCGUCACCGAGAAGGGCUCCAUCACCACCAGCCGUUUGCUCAUCCAGAAAGCCGGCCAGAGCGACUCCGGGCUCUACACUUGCGCGCCGUCCAACGCCAAUUCCGCCAGCGUUCGUGUGCACAUCUUGAACGGAGAACAUCCUGCAGCGAUGCACCACGGACAUGGUUCUUUAACGAGUUUAUCGCACUUCACAUUCCUGUUUAGUCUCGUUUUAUUAAUAAUCCUGCGAUCUCCGACGUAGCAGCACGUCGCUAUCUCAUAGGGUAAUUCACUUGUAAAGGAUAAUAUAUUGUGAUUUUGUUAUAAGGUUUUUUAUAUUGCAUUAUCGACAUAUUUAUUGGUAAAAAUUGCGGGGAAAUUAUCCCUCGAUUUUUCGAUUCCGAUUUGUGUAAAUAAAAUAUUUAUGCAAUUUUAAAGGGGCCACUAAAGGAUAUGUCGUCGAAAUUUCCUCGUACCAAACGCUUUAUUAUUGUAAAAAGGAUGCCAUUAAUUAAACGGAUAUACUCGAGAAAACGAGUAAGAAAAUCCAUCAGAUUUAAUACCCAGUUAAUUUGUAACGGAUCCGAGCGAUUACCUCUCUUAUUCGAAAGUAAUUAUGCUUACUAAAUUGGAACCAUCAAUUACAUCGUUUGUGUUCGGUUUGUCAUGGGGGUGUCAUAUCGCUAUUAUGUUUCCUGAUAAAUGGUUCGAUUCCAAAAUGGAUGUGUUCGGAAAACAAAAAUAAACAUUCUAAGCCUUUAUCUCGCAUAAACCAACCCUUUUUUACCGAAUUUCGACCAGCGCAAUUUCCGUUAGAAACAUUUAUGCAUACUAAUAACAAAGUUCCCGAAUCACCAACACUAAGAGAAGAAUUUUUCAUUCAGCAUUUUUCUGCAUUUAGUAAUUCAAUCUGCCAUUUUGUACACAUUCGAAACAUCAAAAGAACAACCGGGCGCGAAACUCCGGAGUUUAAUCUACUAAUGAAUAAAAAAAAAACUCCAAUCAGUAAAUCAUUUUCCGUCAAAGAUUUUAAUUCGAUUUCCAUCGGUUAAAUACCUUCGAUCGGGCUCGCUUUCGCAGGAAGGGCUCGAAAGGUUCUUAAUUUUCGAGCGGAGCGAUAAGUGAAUUCGAAUUCGAUCCAUUAGUCAUCGGAUUUCCAGAUGCAUUUUCUUCGCGGGUGAUUUAGAGGUGCUCUGUAGGAUAAUUUUAAUGGCGUACUUUCGACGAAUAUCCUUUCUGUGAACGAUGGUAAUUAUACGAAACAGAAAUCAGAUAAAUUGUUGCGACAAAAUAUUUGUACAUAUCAAUAAAUAAGCGUGAAAAUGUGUAAGCAACGAUUUUUUUUUCUCUUUGUACAUAAUGUGGAAAAUUCUAAUUACAUUUUAAGGGCGGUUACUAAAAGUUUUGUACAUAUUUGAAUAUAGAUGUUUUAGUGUCGAAUAAAUAUUAUCAUUUGA